Didymosphaeria variabile is the source of this 1263-nucleotide messenger RNA. RefSeq names its product alpha,alpha-trehalase nth1. Gene Ontology annotation, cellular component: nucleus. NCBI's taxonomy places the organism in Eukaryota, Fungi, Ascomycota, Dothideomycetes, Pleosporales, Didymosphaeriaceae. The record is from RefSeq and is a predicted model, not a curated record. Gene Ontology annotation, molecular function: oxidized pyrimidine nucleobase lesion DNA N-glycosylase activity; DNA binding; DNA-(apurinic or apyrimidinic site) endonuclease activity. The transcript is spliced from 2 exons. Gene Ontology annotation, biological process: base-excision repair; nucleotide-excision repair; base-excision repair, AP site formation. Bases 1 to 1263 code for a protein of 420 amino acids.
AUGCGCACCUCGCGUAUAGCCCGAGACACAUCCAAAGUCCUCGCUGCGACGACUCGUAAUCGUCCAUUACGUCGAACGCGUGCCGCCACAGAUACUCUAAACACGGUCGAGGCUGGUGGUGUCGCAAAGAACGCUACCCGCGAGUCAGAAUCAGCUGUUUUCGAUGGAGCCGCGCACCCCGACUCGGAUUUAAGUUCUGUGCCGGACGAUGUUGAAUCGGAUAGCGGGAAGACGACUGCGAGCCGGAAGAGGAAGAGAGGACAACCUGCGCUUGCCGCUGUAAAGCGGGAGGUCAAGGAGGUUGAGAUAACGGCCAUUGCGUCGAGAAAAAAGGAGAGCAAACCCAGGAAGGCGCGUCGAGUCCCUGCAAAGAAGAUCACUGGGAAGGAUGGCACCAUCAAGAUCGAGCCCCCGCCCAAUUGGGAAGAAAUAUAUGCCUUGACUAGGGAAAUGCGCAAUGAGAAUGUCGCUCCUGUAGACACGAUGGGUUGCGAAAGCCUCGCAGACCGCACUACCUCACCCCGAGAUCAGCGAUUCCAGACCCUCAUUUCUUUGAUGCUGUCGAGCCAGACAAAGGAUACAGUGACAGCUGUGGCCAUAAAAGGUAUGCAGGAGCGAAUGCCGGGAGGAUUUAAGCUUGAAUCCGUACUUGUCCUUGAACCGCCGGCACUCAAUGCCUUCAUCAACAAGGUGGGCUUUCACAAUCUCAAGACCAAAUACAUAAAGCAAGCAGCAGAAUUGUUAAGGGACAAGUGGAACUCGGAUAUUCCCGACACCAUCGAGGGAUUGACUUCCCUCCCGGGUGUAGGUCCGAAGAUGGCAUAUCUAUGCAUGAGUGCUGCUUGGGGAAGAGACGAAGGCAUUGGUGUUGAUGUGCACGUGCACAGAAUCACCAACCUCUGGGGCUGGCACAAGACGACAAAGCCCGAGGAUACCAGAGCUGCCCUAGAGUCGUGGCUGCCAAAGGAAAAGUGGCAUGAUAUCAACAAUCUGCUCGUCGGACUCGGGCAGACGAUCUGCCUUCCGGUUGGGAGGAAAUGCGGCGACUGUAAGCUUGCUGAUCGAGGUUUGUGUCCCUCCGCAGUUGUUGGCAAGAAGACCAAGGUAAAGGAAGAGAAGGUUGUUGUCAAGACCGAGGAAGAUGACGCCAAUCAAACAGUGAGUGAGACUACAGUAGCGGUUCAGGAGAAGGAUAUCAAGGCCGAGGAGAUUGGGGAGGGUAGGAUAGCGGAUAUCGAGGAUAUCGGAUGUAAUGUGCGGUAG